Molecule: messenger RNA, 3253 nt
Organism: Centrocercus urophasianus (Greater sage-grouse)
Lineage: Eukaryota; Metazoa; Chordata; Aves; Galliformes; Phasianidae
Gene: PDE1C
Product: phosphodiesterase 1C
Exons: 13
Coding region: 1-1542 (513 amino acids)
Biological process (GO): signal transduction
Molecular function (GO): 3',5'-cyclic-nucleotide phosphodiesterase activity
Source: RefSeq, a predicted model, not a curated record
AUGUACAGACGGACGUCCAAUAUGGUUGGUUUGAGCUACCCACCAGCUGUAAUUGGAGUGCUAAAGAAUGUAGACAAGUGGUCCUUUGAUGUAUUUGCACUAAACGAUGCCAGUGGAGAUCAUGCACUGAAGUUCAUUUUCUAUGAACUUCUCACGCGCUAUGAUCUGAUCAGUCGUUUCAAGAUCCCCAUUUCUGCCCUGGUGUCCUUUGUGGAAGCUCUGGAGGUUGGAUACAGCAAACACAAAAAUCCUUAUCACAACCUAAUGCAUGCUGCCGAUGUGACACAAACAGUCCAUUACCUCCUUUUCAAGACAGGUGUAGUGCAUUGGUUGACAGAGCUGGAGAUCUUCGCCAUGAUCUUUGCAGCUGCUAUCCAUGAUUAUGAACACACAGGAACCACCAACAAUUUUCACAUCCAAACACGGUCAGACUCAGCCAUUCUGUAUAAUGACCGAUCUGUGCUUGAAAAUCACCAUGUUAGUGCAGCAUAUCGUCUUUUACAAGAUGAUGAAGAGAUGAAUAUUUUAUCUAAUCUCUCAAAAGAUGACUGGAGGGAGUUCAGGGCUCUGGUGAUUGAGAUGGUGUUAGCCACCGAUAUGUCCUGUCACUUCCAGCAAAUCAAAGCCAUGAAGAAUGCUUUGCAGCAGCCAGAAGGAAUUGACAAGCCGAAAGCCUUAUCACUGUUGUUGCAUACAGCAGAUAUCAGUCAUCCAGCCAAGGCCUGGGACCUCCACCACCGCUGGACCAUGUCUCUGCUAGAGGAGUUCUUCAGACAGGGUGACAAAGAAGCAGAGCUAGGGCUUCCCUUCUCUCCGUUGUGUGAUCGGAAGUCCACUAUGGUUGCUCAGUCUCAAAUAGGUUUCAUUGAUUUCAUCGUGGAACCCACUUUUACUGUGCUGACUGAUAUGACUGAGAAGAUUGUGACACCGCUCAUAGAUGAAGCUUCCCGUUCUGGCAUGUCUGGGUUCAGACGUUCCAGUCUGAAUAGCAUCAGUCCCUCUGAAGUUAAGAGAUCAAGUGUCAAGAGCACUGGGUCAGAAGGAAGUGCCUCACUCAACUGCUCCAUACUCACUGUGGACUUCAAAUGUUUUAAAGCCACCUGGACUGAGGUGGUGCAGCAGAACCGGGAGAAAUGGAAAGCACAAGCCACCAAAGAAGAAAAAGCUAAGAAAGAAGCAGAGGAAAGUGUUCAUCAGGGAACAGAUGAAAAGAAAACAGAUGAAAAGGAUGAGAAGCCAACUGAAGAUGCCACAGCAGCAAAGACGGAGAACAGCAAAGAACCAAAUCCUGGGGAAAACAAAAGUUCAGAUUCCAGUGAAAAUUCCCACGUAAAUGGGACUGGGCAAAUUGGAGUGACCAGACACGAAGCCUCUCAAGGAAAAAGCGUUCCUAGGACAGAUAAGGGAAUGGAUUCUCAUCACACAUCAAAGGAAGAGAAACGUGUCCAGAAUGGUGAAAUAAAGGAAGACAGUAUGGCAGACAAAAAAGAUCAAUCUAGUGUGGGAAAUGAAUCAAAGAAAACAGAUGAUACAGAAGAGUAAAAAUAUAUUAAAAAAAAAAAGAGACUGCACAUUUCUUUCAUCAUUUUAGCCGAGCUUCUUCAUUCCUGUUCUCCUCCUCCUUCCGCAAAGACCAGUUUCCGGGGAAGGCGUUAAACAACUUCCAAAACACUCCUCCUCCCACUGGCUAUUUCACAGCUAAUGACUCUGGGCUCUAGGGUGGGGGCAUUGGUUUUUGGGGUGUGAUCUAGUUUUGUUUGUUCAUGUUUGUGUGCAUUUGUUGUUGUUUCGGGAAGUUGUUUUGUUUUAAAAAAAUCUGGUGAUUUUCUGAUGCAAUUGGUUCAAUUUUAUGGACAGGUGGAGCACACAGACGAGUCAUCUUCAAAAGCUGGUACUGCCCUUUGCUGUUAUGCCUCAGCUUGCAAAAUCACAAUAUUAAGAUGUUGCAAAAGAACCUAAGAAAAUGAGACUGUAGUAAUACUUCACUGGAUAAUAUUUCCCUUUUAUUGUUUUUGCUUUUCCCCAAGAGAUUUUUCCAAUUGGUGGUAGACAGAACUUGACGUCCGUUUUACCCUUGCUGUAGAAGAUUGUAUGCGUAAGAAUGUUGAAUUUGUAGUCAAGUUGCCAUUUGCUUAUCACAGACAAUGCAACGAUAGCAAAAUGCUUUUGUUUCGAAACAGAAGUAGGCAGACUCACUCAACCCUUGAUUUUAUAGUGCAUUUGCAGUUAGUAAAAGGAGAGAAAGAAUCAAUGAAAGUGAUAUUCCUUUGGGGCAAAUUUUGUCAGCCUCUGAGAGCACGUACUAAUGUACUGUUUGAGGUACCUGACUUAACUUGGGAUUACAGAUAAUGAGCAGUUUCCCACAUCUGCUCGUUGGCUACCAGUAACUACUUUGUCUGUCCUGAAGGCCUAAGAGAAGAAGGGCAGCGGGGAAUCACACGGAACGAUUCUUACCUUCAUCUCAGUGUGAUACUUCUUUCAUCACUGACUGAAUGGACAGGCCAAAGGAAGGAAAAGUGUGGCUGGAGAAGUAGAGACAAAAACAAAAUGAAGACGUGUGUCCUAAACACAUGCCUGGAGUCGGUGGAUAAAGCUGUCUCAUCCAGUAGAGUCAGACACACGGACAGUAGCCAUCAUUUUGGCCUAUUUCAGGGAAGAAAUGCUGACAAACCUCCUCACUCAGGCUUCGAUUCAGGAGGGUAUAUUUUUAUGAGAAACAGCAAAUGUUUGUAAGUGUUUUUCUGCCUUGGAAUCUUAGUAAGGAUCCAUUUAACUGUGCGCAGUUUUACCUGUCUUUUGGAAACCGAGGCACACGUAUUUACACAUACAGUUGUUUUUGCCUAUCUCCUUUUUAUUCAGGAUAAGGUUGUGCUGUGUUAGUCAUAAAUGUAUUUCACAAGGAAUCGGAUGGCAGUCAUGGCUCUAUGCUGUGUAGAGAACGUGUAAACACUGGCUUAGGAAGGCAGUUCUUUGGCAUUUCUUUUUCAUAUUCAGAAGCACAGGACUUCACCACCAGCCUAUAUUAGAGCUUGGUUCUCUGUUCCUGCUUAAGCUGUGUACGUACAAGGGCCGAGCUUCACCUAAAGCUAGCAAACAUCACAGCAGUUAGCUCAGCCUAAAUCUGCAUUUGAACGUGAGUACCUUCUCACUCAGGAGUGUUUGUAUUUGAGAUUUUAGUUAUUGAGACUAGGGACAUUUUGAGUUCUCUUUUUGGGCACCAUGUGGUGAAAGCCAGAGACUUAGAUUAGGUUCA